This is a messenger RNA of Orcinus orca (killer whale), 2843 nucleotides long. RefSeq names its product doublesex and mab-3 related transcription factor 2 (gene DMRT2). NCBI's taxonomy places the organism in Eukaryota, Metazoa, Chordata, Mammalia, Artiodactyla, Delphinidae. The record is from RefSeq and is a predicted model, not a curated record. Gene Ontology annotation, biological process: sex differentiation; regulation of transcription by RNA polymerase II. Bases 1573 to 2559 code for a protein of 328 amino acids. Gene Ontology annotation, cellular component: nucleus. Gene Ontology annotation, molecular function: DNA-binding transcription factor activity, RNA polymerase II-specific; RNA polymerase II cis-regulatory region sequence-specific DNA binding. The transcript is spliced from 2 exons.
UUUUCUGCUUAGUAGUUAAUGGGUUAACAUGGAGUGCAUAUGAAGUUUGCCCUAGUGUGAGGGAGGUACAGAUACACUGCCAAAUGAUCCCAGAGCAGAUGUCCUGAAAGGAAAUAAAUUUUUAAAAAAGAAAUCUUUAGUUGUAUUUGGAGCUAAAUAGAGUGAGUCAAGUGAAGAGUUUAACAGCUACCCACACCAAUAAAGGCCUUUAGUCUGGGCGAUCCAGCCUUUAAUCCCACUCCUUUUAAUUGUAUUCUUUUCCUCUCUGGAUUAUCUACUUAAAUUGCAGUUAUUCCACACUUCAUUUUACCAUUUUGACAGUCGAGAUCAUAGAAUCUGGAAGAGGUUUUGAAUACACAAGAGAAAUGGAGGUUGAAUUUGAAUAGAGUGAAGUCUUCAUGUGUUCACUUUCUCUAAAGCCUGGGAAUACAUUAAUUUUUCUUAAAAUAUUACUGAUUUUUUAAAAGCAUCUCUGUUUGGGUAUGGAAUUUAUUUAUUGACAUAAUAAACAACGUAUUGACUAUCUUUCACCGUUUAGAGAAAAGGAAAGUUUAUAUUUGCUCUAAUCACUGCCAUUUUAUGCGUCAGGUUGAAAAGCAGAUUUUUUUUGGUUUGUUUUGAAGUAGACAUUUGUAUUCUGUUUUUUCUUAUGUGGCUUCUGAAUUGAGUUGUUUCUGGACAGGUUUAAAAGUUUGUUCAUGUCUUACCCUGUGCUGUAUACUUCUGACCUUAGAAUGGCUUCUCAUGCAUUCAAAAUGAGUUUGGUUACAAACUGGGUAAACAGAUUUAUAACCAUAGGGACCACACUGAUAAAUUGAAAUUGUGCCAAAGCAACUUGAGAAGUGAGAGGACUAAGUGGAAUAGAACAUUCAAGUAAAUAACUUCCUGGCAAAAACUUACCAUAGAAGUGUACACAUUAAUUUUCAAAUUUUAUUUUAUUUGCAAAUGAGUAUGAUGGGUUUGUCACUAUGUACACACAGAUAUCACAGUGGAUCCUUCAAACAAAUUUGAUAGUGGUGAGUGCUUGGGGAUGGUGAAAUAAAGUAUUUUAUGCUGCCAGGAAUUCUAUUUAUGUUAUACUAAUCUUUGUUUUUGACUUUGUCCCUAUUUAUAAAAUGUAUAAUGACUUAAUCUGGGUUCUAGUGAUUGCUUGUUCAACCAUUUUGGUAUCUGGCCAACGUGAUUGGUACUGGUGAAAAAUGUUUUAGACCAGUUAUUUUCAGUAUAGCAGGGGAUCCCCCCCACUUUGUUUGUUUGUACUGAUGGUCAGAGGUAGGGGUAGGGGCCUGGUUAAAUUGUUCACUGCAGAGUCUGUUUAACUAGUUAACAGCUCUUUUCAGUUUUCUGUGCUUUUCUGUUUCCUGAAGUCUUUCCUCUUUUUCUCUUCACUAAUCUGCUUUAACUUUCUCUUUUUUCCUAGUUCUCCUUGGAUUAUUCUACAACUGUAACAAUGUGUACAUAAUGAUCCAACUUUAGAAAAUAAAAGUGACAUCAGCUCUAGGCUACCGCCCCAUUCCAUCAGAGACUUAUGUGGGAGGGAGUUUACCUCUACCUCCCCCAGUAAGUGACCGGAUGAGGAAAAGGCGGGCCUUUGCUGAUAAAGAGUUGGAGAACAUUAUGCUGGAGAGAGAAUAUAAAGAGAGGGAGAUGUUGGAAGCUUCCCAAGCUGCUGCCCUAUUCCUGCCCAAUCGCAUGGUACAUGGUUCUGAGUACAACUCCUACAAAAGUGGCUACAGUCCCACGCCAGUGGAACCACCAAGCAAAGACUUCUGCAAUUUUUUGCCCACCUGCCUUGACCUCACCAUGCAGUAUUCAGGGUCUGGGAAUAUGGAACUAAUUUCUUCCAAUGUCAGCGUGGCCACGACCUACAGGCAGUAUCCCCUGUCCUCGAGAUUUUUAGUUUGGCCCAAGUGUGGCCCCAUUAGUGAUACCCUCCUCUACCAGCAGUGCCUGCUGAAUGCUACCACGUCAGUUCAGGCCCUGAAGCCUGGGGCCAGCUGGGACCUGAAGGGAGUACGACUGCACGAUGGACUCGGAACAGAUCAUGAUAUAAUGCCACCGAAAUUGGAAGGCUCUCUGGUGCCGCCUCACACUCCUGAGGGCCAGAUCUCAAGAAGUGACCUUCAGGGUCACCAGGCCGUCCCCGAGAGGUCUGCGUUCUCCCCACCCCAACGGAAUUUUUUGCCCAUUGUUGACACGGACUCCCUGGCAGCUCAAGGGCACGUCUUAACCAAGAUCAGCAAAGAAAGCACCAGGCACCCUCUGCCACUUAAACAUAAUCCAUUCCACUCAUUAUUCCAGCAAACUCUUAAUGACAAAUCAGGUCCCGAGUUGAAAACAUCAUCUGUCAAAGAGGCCUUUGAAGAGGCCCCUAAGAAACCCAGAGAGUGUUUAGUCAAGGAGAACCAGAAGUACACAUUUACAAUAGAUAGAUGUGCAAAAGACCUUUUCGUAGCCAAACAAGUUGGAACAAGACUCUCAGUGAAUGAACCGCUGUCAUUUUCUGUUGAGUCUAUUCUUAAGAGGCCUUCGUCUGCCAUCACUCAUGUCUCUCAGUGAAAGGCUGCUUAAAUGGGAAGCUGGAUUUUCUGCAGUCUCAGAGGAUUCUUACCAGUCACUAAUUUUUUUUCAAAGAAAGAAGUUGAGAUGCUUGUAUAAAGAAAUUUCUAAUGUAAAUGAUGAUGAUUUUAAAAAAUUCUAUAUAUUCUUAAUGCAUGUACUUUCCCUUACCACAUAAAUAUAUUUAAACUUAAAGAUGGAUCUUGCUGAUGUGCAAAUUGUGAAGUUUCAGGCUUUACACAGCAUUUCAAAAAGCAAUAAAAUUGACACUGUCUUCUAAAAGA